Molecule: messenger RNA, 1413 nt
Organism: Arabidopsis thaliana (thale cress)
Lineage: Eukaryota; Viridiplantae; Streptophyta; Magnoliopsida; Brassicales; Brassicaceae
Gene: CMPG1
Product: CYS, MET, PRO, and GLY protein 1
Exons: 1
Coding region: 23-1318 (431 amino acids)
Biological process (GO): protein ubiquitination
Molecular function (GO): ubiquitin-protein transferase activity; ubiquitin protein ligase activity
Source: RefSeq, marked reviewed
AUUAGUAAUAAACGGUCAAAGAAUGGGACUUUCAUUGAGAGUGAGACGUCGUGGAGGAAGUGUUAGCAAGAAAGAGAUCAUUCCGGUGACAAGUUGCUCGGAGGAAGUGGAGAUAACCAUACCAUCGCAGUUUCAAUGUCCGAUAUCUUACGAGCUAAUGAAGGAUCCGGUGAUUAUUGCCUCGGGGAUCACUUACGAUCGCGAAAACAUCGAGAAGUGGUUCGAGUCCGGGUACCAAACUUGUCCCGUUACAAACACGGUUUUGACAAGUUUGGAACAGAUUCCGAACCAUACGAUUCGGAGGAUGAUUCAAGGUUGGUGCGGGUCGUCACUAGGCGGCGGGAUUGAACGAAUCCCGACGCCUCGUGUACCCGUGACCAGUCAUCAAGUCUCCGAGAUUUGUGAGAGGUUAUCCGCUGCUACGCGGCGUGGAGACUACGCCGCGUGCAUGGAGAUGGUUACGAAGAUGACGAGACUAGGAAAAGAGAGCGAGAGGAAUCGAAAAUGCGUUAAGGAAAACGGCGCGGGAUUGGUUCUUUGCGUUUGCUUCGACGCGUUUUCCGAAAACGCAAAUGCGUCAUUAUUAUUGGAGGAGACUGUGUCUGUGCUGACGUGGAUGCUUCCCAUUGGUUUAGAAGGUCAAUCCAAACUCACCACGACGUCGUCGUUUAAUCGUUUAGUGGAACUGUUGAGAAAUGGUGAUCAAAACGCUGCGUUUUUGAUAAAAGAGCUUCUUGAGCUUAACGUAACUCACGUUCACGCGUUAACAAAGAUCAAUGGCGUCCAAGAAGCGUUCAUGAAAUCGAUUAAUCGCGAUUCUACAUGCGUCAACUCGUUAAUAUCAAUCCACCAUAUGAUCUUGACAAAUCAAGAAACCGUAUCAAGGUUUCUUGAAUUGGAUCUUGUGAAUAUAACAGUGGAGAUGCUAGUGGAUUCAGAAAACAGCGUUUGCGAGAAAGCGUUAACGGUAUUAAACGUGAUUUGUGAAACUAAAGAAGGAAGAGAGAAAGUGAGAAGAAACAAGCUGGUGAUACCGAUUUUGGUGAAGAAGAUUUUGAAGAUUUCUGAGAAGAAAGAUUUGGUUUCUGUGAUGUGGAAGGUUUGUAAAAGUGGUGAUGGGUCUGAAGUUGAAGAAGCGUUGAGAUUAGGUGCGUUUAAGAAGCUUGUUGUCAUGUUACAAGUUGGAUGUGGUGAAGGAACUAAGGAGAAAGUUACAGAGUUGUUGAAGAUGAUGAAUAAAGUUAUGAAGAUGAAUGGUUUUGUUGAUCGUUCUUAUUCUUCUUCAAUUGAGUUUAAACAUGUUAAGAAACCAUUUUAAUACAUUUUGUAUAGAGGAAACACCACAAUUUUUUUCAAAUCAUCAAUGUUUCCAAAAACCGGAUUGGACCGACGGUUUGAUAAACCAGACCUUAU